AUGGAUGCCACCAACGACGCUGUGAACAGGAUCCCGGCCGCCGGGUUUGGCGAGGCCGGCGAGGGUGAUGUUGAAACCGCUCCGGCUCGAGAGGCCACCGGAGGGCAUUUGCUGGAAGGAUCGAAAGCCCGCGAAGGCCUGAAGUCGGUGAGGCGUAUCUGGGGCGAAGACAAAGUUCAAUAUUACCAGUGGGCGAAUCGAGGAGUAGGGUUUUGUAAUAAACUGUUGACGGCGGCUCGCGAGGUGAGAGACUGGGACGAAGCUGUGGUAAAGUUGAACAGGUUAAUUCACAGACGAGCCCAGCAAGUCGGACGACGCAAGGUUAAGGAAUCGGUCGACCCUAUCGAGCCGGACGACCUGGUAAAUCUAAAGGCCUGGUGCCGCAAGGAUCCAUAUGUUAAGAAAAACGACCGCGAAGGAAUCGCCCUGCCUUUCAGGAAGCUGGUCGUUGCGGAUCUGCCGGCCGGUUUCGGCUUCGACAAGUUCGGGCUUGUGGUGCGAAAGGAAGAGGAGCAAUUAGGGAGUGUUUUAAAGGGUGGUGUGUCUGUGGAGGUUGAUGUGACUGAACCGAGCCAGCCACCUCAGGGGCCGAGAAAGGAGACGGAGAGUCCACUCAACCGAUUCCAUCGCCUCGACGCGCGCAAUCGCGAGAACGUGGCGCACGCCGGAUUGAAUAUCCGGACGUCCGCUGACAUCUUCGAAGAGGGCCAAAGGCAGCAUGAAGCGGCUAGGACGGAGAGGCAGGCCCGGCGGAACACGGGACAUAUGGGUGACGAACAGGUCGGGGCAGAUAAGAACCGCCAGCGGGUUAAAGCUGGAAGGCCGAGGAAAGAUCCGUCCGCAUACAAACCG
Molecule: messenger RNA, 852 nt
Organism: Gaeumannomyces tritici R3-111a-1
Lineage: Eukaryota; Fungi; Ascomycota; Sordariomycetes; Magnaporthales; Magnaporthaceae
Exons: 1
Source: RefSeq, a predicted model, not a curated record